UCCAAUUUAUCAACAUUGAGUAAUGAAGGAAGAAAAAAAAAAAAAGAGACGCGAGAGACGUAAGAAAAACCUAACGGGUCUGAUCCAAUUUGGUUUAGAAGAUGCAGCGAACGGUUCCGAUGCGGAGAGAUGUGAGAAUCCGAAGGCGGAAAAGCCGCCGAUAGUGUCUUUGUCCGAAGCUGCGGCAAAGCUUGAUCCUUCAGAACUUAGGGUUGUCAUCGAAGAAGCACUGGACAAGUAUUGGAAUAUUCCGGAGAAGCUGAUAAUGAAAUUAAACGCUUUCUAUGGGAAGAAACUUUCGCAAGUACCGUUUCCAUGGCUCAAGACCUUCAACGAGUCUCCUUUAUCCACGCUCAUCCAUGUUCCAUUAUCUCAUCUUGCUACAUCUCUCUUGGAAAUAUCAGCCGAUUUAAUCAACAUGAUUCCACGUUACAAACUCAGUAGCUUUAUACUGUGGUCUUCUGAUAACAUUAUCACUGAUUGGGCCAACCAAGAAUAUGUACAACCAGAAGAUCCCGCCCAUACUAUGGUCGCACACUUUAUUGGAUUAGCCGUGGUAUUGCGUACUAAGCCCGAUGCUUUGACUUCUAUUUUGCCUAGUCUGAGGCGCAGACCCGUGUAUCAAGGCCACGACAAGCUUCCCCUUAUUGUUUGGAUGAUGGCUCAGGCCUCCCUAGGUGAUUUAUCUGCUGGCUUGUAUUCAUGGGUGCAUAACUUGUUACCACUACUAGUCGAUAAUAACAAGUGCUGCAGCCCUCAGUCUAUGGAUCUCAUCCUCCAAUUUCUUGAUAUCAUGUUGUCAAAUCCAGAGGCUCAGACCAUACUUGUAAAUCGAGCUGAUAGAGACGGAAAGCGGGUGAUUCCACCUUCUUCAUUUGAGAUCUUGCUUCGUCUUACAUUCCCUGAUUCAUCCGCUAGACUAGAGGUAACAGAGAGGUUUGAGGCAGUUUAUCACUUGUUGAAAGAAGUCGCCCUUGCACCAGAGAGUAGUGCAACAGGAGGAAACGCAAUGGAAGAGAUAUUCACUUUUUCCUUAAAAUUAGUUGGAGAAGGAAAUCCUGGUCUAGCCAAGGAAGCUGCAGCAAUCGCUCUCCGGUCUGUGACAGAAAACGUUGAUUGCUUUAAGCACUGGGAUAUUCUCUAUAAUGAUCAUUUAGAAGCUAGCGUCUCUCUUCUUAGAAAGCUUGUAGACGAAUGGAAGGAUCAUUCCCCUAAUUUAUUAUUAUCACCAGGUGGUACUCUCACUGUCAAUCAAGCUAUAAAAAGCUUCAGGCUUAAGAAUGAAAAAGCCAUCACUGAAGGAGGAGCCAAUUGUUCACUUUACGAAAAAGCUGACAAGUCCUGUAAACUGCUCUCGUGGAGACUCUCCCGUGCAAGUGGCCUCCUCAAAAUUACACUUCUUGUUUCUGCAUGCACCUGUGCAGGAGGCGUUGCAGGAGCCGCACUUGCUCUAGCUUACCAGCAAGCAUAAUGAAGUUGGGAUCUAUAGGGCUGGUCCAACCUUAAUUAUCGUAUAAAAUCAUGAUAACCGUUAAACAACAUUGUCUCCCAAAACAAAUUAAUAGAGGAUAAAAUGUAUAUGGGUGUGGUUUUAUGUAUAACCAUGAAAUAUUGAACAAGGUAUCUAGAGCUUAACAUCUUUGUUUUAUGUUUGACGUUUUGAACAACAAACUCGCAGUGUUAUGCCAAACUUUGUUGGUCAA
Camelina sativa (false flax) is the source of this 1703-nucleotide messenger RNA. RefSeq lists its product as uncharacterized. Gene Ontology annotation, cellular component: endoplasmic reticulum; Golgi apparatus. The record is from RefSeq and is a predicted model, not a curated record. NCBI's taxonomy places the organism in Eukaryota, Viridiplantae, Streptophyta, Magnoliopsida, Brassicales, Brassicaceae.